AUGUUUUUGGUAAGUAACUUUUAAAUAAUCAUAAAUGUGAUAAAUUUUACUUUUUUCCUUUCCUUUUGAAAUUAUUUUGCAGCUUUUCUCACUUUUCUAUUGCUUUAUUGUCUGGUGGUUAUAUGCUACCAGAUAACAUUUUGGGCUACUGGGCUUAUGAUUUGUGAAGUGAACGUGAAGCAGCAACAUGGUGAAUCUGGAGGAGGCUGAUUUCGCAGUCCUUGGGGACUCCAUUGACUUGAACCAGGUGCCCGCGCUUCCUUUAAAUGAAACCGUUGGCUACGUGAAACAGGCUGCGACCAUUAUUGUUCAACAUUUGAACCACUUUGCCCAAACCGCUGACGAAAAAUUACGCCAAAUGUCCGCUAAUAUAUCGCGCCUGGAGACAGAGCUGACCAUUCUAGAGGCAAAGCUGGCAUCCGUUCCUGGGCUUUCUUCCAUUAAGGCGUCCGAGCCUAAUACACCGGGAGGGAUGCCAGUCCCAGCAUCUGCAGCACACGAAGUUCCAGCAUCUGUGCCUGCGGAAGCCAUGAAACCGACUCCUUCACCGGUUCCCGCUGAUACGUCUUCACCUGCGACGUCAGCCACUCCAGUUCCAGAUGGUGUCAGCUCUCAACCAGUCGCAGCCGCAGAGGAAACUUCGCAAAACGUCUUGACAGUCCAAAAAGAUCCCAUCUACGCCAAAUAUUUCCGCAUGGUGCAAGUGGGUGUGCCGGCGCAAGCAGUGAAGUUGAAGAUGGCCGCGGAAGGCCUGAAUCCCGCUUUGCUGGACACACCGAAUGCUCCGUCGCCCGGUGGCCCGGCGCCGUCCGGCGGACAGGAUGCAAGCGACAGCGGGUCCGAAUCCGAAGAAGACGAAUAAUGUCCAGUAAUGGCUUUUUCUGUGAUAUCCGGUGUGAUUUUUAUGGUACGUUUUAUCUGUGCAUUCGAAUUUGGUUUUGAUUAGUCGACUGUAGAUUGCAUUUGACUCCAUUUUUACUGUAGGAAUUUUUUGAAAACGUGAUCUGUGGCCUUGAGUCCUUGACUAAUAAUUGUUUAUGUGUAUCAGUUUUGCUUUACGUGAUCGACUACAAACAACAAGCCGGUACCCCU
Molecule: messenger RNA, 1092 nt
Organism: Paramacrobiotus metropolitanus
Lineage: Eukaryota; Metazoa; Tardigrada; Eutardigrada; Parachela; Macrobiotidae
Product: WASH complex subunit 3-like
Exons: 5
Coding region: 188-862 (224 amino acids)
Biological process (GO): exocytosis; actin filament polymerization
Cellular component (GO): WASH complex
Source: RefSeq, a predicted model, not a curated record